Molecule: messenger RNA, 5357 nt
Organism: Symphalangus syndactylus (siamang)
Lineage: Eukaryota; Metazoa; Chordata; Mammalia; Primates; Hylobatidae
Gene: BATF3
Product: basic leucine zipper ATF-like transcription factor 3
Biological process (GO): regulation of transcription by RNA polymerase II
Cellular component (GO): nucleus
Molecular function (GO): DNA-binding transcription factor activity, RNA polymerase II-specific; RNA polymerase II cis-regulatory region sequence-specific DNA binding
Source: RefSeq, a predicted model, not a curated record
CAUAGCCAUUGCAAUACCACUAGAUAUGAAGAGACUGGGGGAUUUGGGGUGAAAAGAAACAGUGGCCUUCACAGCUUAUGGUUUAAAUAUCCCAUUUUUGCGCAUUUUAUUAAAAUAUAUCACCAUGCGGACACAUUGCCAGGGCCCCUUCUGAGCUGUCGUGACAGGGGCCUGUGUAAGUGAGGUGCCCUGAAGCUUAAGCUCUUUAACUUCCUGGCAAAUUUGCCUCGGCCUUCCCGUUCCCAACAUCUUCCAAGCCCCUAUCCCAGCUAUCCUGGACUGCUGCUGUCAUUUCCUGUUUCUUCCUUGCCCCUCUCAGUCUGUUCUUAACACAGCAACCAAAGCAAUCUCAUAAAAAACUCAAGUCAGAUCACGGCAUACCUCAGCCCAAAGGCUUCCAAUGUUUUCCAUCUCAUGUGCAGUAGAAGCAAGUAGCCCAGGAGGUUCCGCAAGACCUGGCUCUUACCGCCUUUUUGACCUCAUCUCUUGGCCUCCACCCCUUCCUCACUCCACUCCAGCCACAUGAGCCUCCUGCAGUUUCUGGAGUGGCCAGGCAGGCUUCACAGGGCUUUUGCAUUUGCUGUUGGUGCAGCCUGGACCACUUCCUCCAGGUAUCCAAAGGGCUCCCUCUCUCACCUCCUUCCAGAAGGCUGGCUGGACCUCCCUAUUCAAAAAUGCACCUCUCCCCACACCUAGUCCCUAUUCCCUGCUUUGUAUUCUGCCAUAAAAUGUACCACCCUCUGACACACUACUAAAUUUUGUUUAUUGUCUGCCUUCCUCCACUGAAACAAGAGCUCCGGGAGGUGUGGACGGUUUUUUGUCCACUGCUGUAUCCCAGUGCCUAGAACAGGGCCCGACACACAGUGGCUGACUUCCGGCAAACACAGCGGAUUCUGCCUUCAGCUUUCUAUUCUUCAGCCCCACCAGGAGCCAGCAGGACCACCUUCUAAGGAAGGGCAAUGAGACUACAAUGACUGAAAGGCCAAUUUUCCUAAAAGAGAGAAGCAAAGGUGAACUAGUGACAGUGUUUGCUAGCACCGGAGUGAUGAAUUUUUAUAAAGAGCUGUCUUUUGUGAAGUGAAUCACCAGAGGAUUUGGUCACUGAGCUGUAAACCUCUUGCAUCUCCUCCCCUCUCCCCAAAGAUAUAAUCCAGGGUAAUUGUGAUAUUAAUUGGAAAUUGCCAAAUCAUAUAAUUUCUCUUCCCGGUUCAAGGAAAAUAAUACAAAUAAAAAGAAAAUAAAAGGCAGAAGAAAAGGAGACAUUUGAAAUGCUUAUUCUUGUUUAUCUUUUCUUCAUUUUCAUUUUUCUUUCUCCUUCUGACUAAAGAGAAUAAAACAAACGAGAAGAUAUUACAGAAAAGCAAGGAAAAGUCUGUUAUUAGAGCAAACCACUUGAUCAGAGAAGUGCUGGCAUUCUGGUGAGGCCAGUGAGCUUAGUGCCAUACAAAUAUAUUUAUACCACUUACACAUAUGAAAUGUUUUAAGAUGCUAACAUAAUAGAAACAAUUUUUCAACAAGUACAGGUAAAAGAAAUUAUAAUGCCACCAUUAUAAGAGAAAGGCUACCAUCAGGGUACGUUUUCUUCCAAUCUUUUCUCAUAUGCAUACAUUCGUACAUACUGUUCAUGUCAUAUAUGUACUUUUUGUAUCCUGAUUUUUUUCCUCACUCUACUUCAGAUCAAAUAAACAUUCCAUGUGGCAAAUUUGUCUGCAUGUUUGUAAUUUUUUUUUUUUUUUAAGAGACAGGGUAUCACUCGGUUGCUCAGACUGGAGCGCAGUGGUGCAAUCAUGGCUCACUGCAGCCUUGAACUCCUGGGCUCAAAUGAUCCUCCCACUUCAGCCUCUAGAGUAGCUGGGACUACAGGCAAGAGCCACUGCACCCAGGCUGCAUGCUUGUAAUUUUAAAGAUGCAUAACAUUCUAUCCUGUGGCAGUAACAUAUUUUGUUUAGCCAUUCAACUAUAACUGGACAUUUAUGUUGCUUACAUUUUUCACUCUUAAAAUGUUAUUAUGAACUUUUAGUGCAUAUAGUAUUUUUCUCCCUAGUAUUUUCAAUGAUCUUCCUAGGAUGACUUUCUAGUAGUAGGAAAAUUGAGUCAAAAGUGAUGACUCUUUUAUGGUUCUUGAAAGUGACAGUAAAACUGCUUUCCAGCAGGUUUGUGCCAAUUUACAGUGAAGCCAGUGAAACGUGUGAGUACUAGUUUCACCAUACUCUCCCCAGCAUUUGAUAUUACUACUUUUUAUUUUGCUAAUUUAAAAAGGAUUCUUAUUUUAAUAUGUAUUUUCCUAUAUCUAUUUUCCUUGAUUAUUUCUUCUGCUGGGAAAUGCCAUUUCAUAUCCCUUCUCCAAUUUACCUUCGUGGGUUGUCUCAAUAUUCUUCUUAUUCUUUUUCAUGGGCUGUAUAUUAACCCUUUCUCAUAUGCACUGUAUUUAUCCAAUCUGUUUGUUUUACAUUCCUGGUUAUACUGUCAUCUAAAACAAUUUAGCCCUUUUAUGUAGUUCAGAUCUUAUCAAGUGAAUUUCUCCUAUUACAUGUAUUCUUGUAAAAUCCUCUCCUUGUCUUAUCUCCACAACUUUAUUUUAUUUUAUUUAUUUGAGAUAAGGUCUUGCUCUGUUGCCCAGGCUGGAGUGCAGUGGUGCAAUCAUAGCUCAUUGCAGCCUCAAACACCUGAGCUUAAGUGAUCCUCCUGCCUCAGCGUCCUGAGUAGCUGGGACUACAGGUGUUCACCACCACACCCAGCUAGUUGAUUUCUUUUAAUUUUUGGUAGAGAUGGGGGUCUCACUAUGUUGCCUAUGCUUCCAUGACUUAAAUAAGAAUUUAAUUCUGCUCUCUGAUUUUCAUUUCUGUAUCUAGCUAUUUAAUCCAUUCAUUUUAAUGUAUGAUCUUUACAUCAAAUUGAUCUCUGCCCUAAAUGCUACAGUUAUCCAAGACUAGAUGUAUUUGAAGAAACCCUUGCAUAACACAAGACAGUAGACUAUGCCUAUAUAAAAAGUUCGUGUGUGCUGGGGCAUGGUUCCAGGCUCCCUGGGGAGAGACAGGGAAGAAGCAGCCCCAAAGGACUUAAAAUGUGAUGUGGUGGUUCAGUGAGAAAAGUGGGCAUGACGAGAAUAAAGCGUAGGAGUGCACGGGAAUGUUCCCGAGGUGUUUCUACCUUGCCCUUUCUGUGCAUAAACAACACUGGGGAAUGAAAUCACUGCUGAAAAUGAUAACCGCUUGACCCAGAGGUUUUCCUAGCUCGUUAGAGUCCUUUUAGUGCUUCAGGAAUGAGAACUCUCAGCUGACCUAGUGCAAUACAUAUACUGAGCACCUGUUGAGUGUAUGCAGCAUGCUAUGCUAGGCACCUUGUGUGGGUACCUUGUGGGAUGCAAGAUAGUCCUGGGGCCACCACGAGUUAAGCUGAGUGAUGAAAUAACGGAGAUUAAUCCAGGCAGAUAACCCAGCGCAGCGCUGGCUCUGCUGCGCAGCCUUGCUGGUGUGGAGUGUGGCGCUGCACCUCUAAAUGGCUGCGUCCACCCUCCGUCUCCCUCCCCACCUCUCAGUUGGCCGAAGCUUCUGAUCACAGACAAGAAUCUCCGCUCGCUUUCCCGCUGGCCGCCAGGCAGCCAAGUUCACUCAAGCUCUCUCAAAGCUUUUGCAAGAGUGGGUCUUAAAUCCUGGCGGGGGGCACGUGCACUCAUUUAAGACUUAAAAAGGAAUCGGAAACACCUGUCCCCCAUGCCCACUGCUGCCCACAGACCUGAAGACCCAAGCGACCACACUUGGUAGGCACUUCUGCCCUUCUGGUCUGGUUCCCACCCGCCCAUCCCGAGUCGCGGUUGUCUUUCCCGGUGCUCACGGCAGGCAGACCGCAGCCUGUGGCCGCUAGUGUUUCCUUCGCUAGGACCACAUGUCAUUGUCUUGGCUUCGCAUCUUUUGACGGGCAGGCAGGUGGACAGGGACUUGCCCUACCUCAACCCGGUCCCCAGCUUGGCACGAGCGGAUAAAUCUUGAAAAAGAAAAAAAUGAUCUGGGCCAUUUAACCGUGGCAUGGCGGGUCCAGAUCCCCAAACCUGUCACUAGUGACGUCCCACGUGGCAGAUUCGCUCUCAGGGAAGCCCGUCACCGUUUUUGUCCGGGACAUCCUCCCCAUGCCCACCCUCCGCUCCGGGAAUUCACCCUCCGGGCCGCCCCGCCUCGUUCCCUCCCACAGCCCGGCGGACCCAAGACGGGAAGGGCGGGCACUCCCUGCAGAGUCCCUGGGGCGCCCGCGGCUCGGGGUGCGCGGUGGCACUCGGUGAAGCCGGCGUCUUCGCCCCAGAGCCGCGGCCUCGGGGCCGCUGGAGGAGCGAGAGUGGCGCCCGGAUGACUGAUCGCCGCGGAGAAAGUCCCCCGGGACUGUGACCCCCGCGCCGGGGGGCGGGCGCAGGGCGUGGCUGAGGCGCAGGAAGAUGCCGCGAUGGGACCGGGAAAAAAACCACCGACCCCAAAACACCCACUGUGUUUCUCAACCUGAGUUCCCCGGCAGCGGCCGAAGGACCCCAAAGGCUGCAUGGCGCCCCCCUGGCCCCCACCGGCCCGGGCGUCGCCUCGCGUGGGUGGGCUUCGCGUUCCCUCCGGGGUUUCAGAGCCACCACGUGACUUCCACGAAGCGCGGGGCGCCGGCGGAAAGCCGCAGCAGGGGUGGGAUUUGGGACCCCGAGAGCCCUGAGGAUGAUGACAGGAAGGUCCGAAGGAGAGAAAAAAACCGGGUUGCUGCUCAGAGAAGUCGGAAGAAGCAGACCCAGAAGGCUGACAAGCUCCAUGAGGUCACUUCAUACUCCAAGAUGAUUGCCAGAGCUCCAUCCAUCAGGUCCACAUUCCAGGCCAACAGCAAGAGAAAGGAAAAGAAAAAGAAAAGAGUGUCUGCUCCUCACUUUUACAGAGGCUUUUCCAGAAGUCUCACAUGACUUUUCUAUGCAUGCUUCAUUGGGCGUCAUUUUGUCAUACGGCUACGUCUAGCUGCAAGGAAGGCUGGGAAGUGUAAUCUUUCAGCUGGGGAUAUUGCCCAGGACGCAGUUACUAAGGAAGAAGGAGAGGAUGGUUGUGAUAUUAUGCUGAGCAAAAGGGGCCAGGACACAAAAAGAGUACAUAGUGUAUGAUUUUAAUUCAUAGAGACAGAAAACAAGAUCUAACUUACAGUGAGAGAAAGCUCAUCAUUGAUUGCACACCAUGAUGGAAUGAGACAAAGUACAAGGAAACUUUUUGGGAUAAUGGAAAUGUUCUGUGUUUUGAUUGUGGUGAUGGUUAUAUGAGUAUAUAAAUUUGUCAAAAUUCCUCCAAAUGUAUACUUAAAAUAGAUGCAUUUUUCCAUAUAAACUAUACAUCAAUAAAGUUGAUUUU